AUGCAUCCUCUGCCUCUCAACACAUCUUUCCAGUCCUGCUUACCUUCACCUCCAACAUCACCAGACGGUCGAAACUCCUCGAGCACACUCACACUUUCAAUCUCCACAAAAAGAAGUCAUUCUUCAUUGGAUACCACAACUAACAACGACAGAGAUUAUAAAGACAUACGAACAUCAUCUUCAGUCGAACCAAAGACUAAACACCCUAGAUUCGGCCUGUCUCUUCUAGAAUCCUAUUUGGAACACGGUGGAUCACCAAACGUUCGUGGUACACAACACGCUCUUAGCAUGCUCUGCUGGGCAUGUCACAGUCGGUCAGUCGUCGCUCUCCGCGUCCUUUUGGACCACAAAGAAUUGGACCCCGGAUUUGCCCAUGGAACUGCAGACCGUGCUACUGCGCUCCACAUUGCUGCCAGCAUCGGUUUCACACAGGGGGUCAAGCUUCUUUUGGAACACCCAAAGGUUAUCCAGGACACCCUGGACAUAAAUGGCCAGACUGCGCUUCACAAAGCCGUCAUCUCAAACCACCCAACCAUCCUCAAACUACUCCUGGACAACGGUUCGCGUCUCGACCUCAAAGACAACAAUGGCCGUCUACCACUCCACCUCGCUGUCCUGCACCGCAGUAUUGCCUGUCUCUCACUCCUAUUAAACUACCAGUACCGCACCGUCAACAACCCAACCAACCUCGAUACUCUCUGGACAACCACUUCACCAACAACAAGAUCUAACUUGCUUAACAGUCGGACAGUCGUACAAGAAGCCAUCGUCACAAACCAGCCCACUCUUUUGCUACGGAUCUUCCAAGACAAAGCUUGGCGCGCAGGAUCCCCAAUCAAGCAACACUUGGUUAUGGAAGCCGUGAUGUGGAACCGGAUAUCUUGCCUUGAUGUCCUUAUCACGGUCGGUGGCUGUGACAUCAAUUGCGCACCAUCUUCAACAUUAUUAUCACCGACGGCACACAGUGAUUCGCUAGAUACCCCACUUUACCGAGCUGUGCAACAACGCAAAUUGGAUAUCGUCCAGAGACUGCGCCAGGCUGGUGCAGAUCCUUGCGACCAAUUCGGUCACAAUCAGAGUUUUAUCUAUGCCGCAAUCCAUGGUUUUGUCGACAUGGCUGCCCUGCUCAUCACCCCUCGUACCUCAAGAGACUCAAUUUCCCAAGCCCUAUUGAUGUCAGAGUCUGCAGGCUGCAGAGCACGGUUACAAUCUAUUAUCGAUGGUUCUGGCUGUCAAAAAAACCCCAACUAA
Messenger RNA from Phycomyces blakesleeanus NRRL 1555(-), 1251 nucleotides. RefSeq lists its product as hypothetical. Gene Ontology annotation, molecular function: protein binding. The record is from RefSeq and is a predicted model, not a curated record. Bases 1 to 1251 code for a protein of 416 amino acids. The transcript has a single exon. Lineage: Eukaryota; Fungi; Mucoromycota; Mucoromycetes; Mucorales; Phycomycetaceae.